Mobula hypostoma (lesser devil ray) is the source of this 5381-nucleotide messenger RNA. RefSeq names its product polymerase (DNA-directed), delta interacting protein 3 (gene poldip3). Gene Ontology annotation, cellular component: nucleus; nuclear speck. Gene Ontology annotation, biological process: poly(A)+ mRNA export from nucleus. Lineage: Eukaryota; Metazoa; Chordata; Chondrichthyes; Myliobatiformes; Myliobatidae. The coding region runs from base 786 to 2102 and encodes 438 amino acids. The record is from RefSeq and is a predicted model, not a curated record. Gene Ontology annotation, molecular function: mRNA binding. The transcript has 9 exons.
UAAUAGACAUAUAUUUACCGUACUUUACAGUUUUAUACCCAUAUUAUCAUGUAUUGCUGCAGCAAAGUUAACAAACUUAUCGACACGUGGAUAUUAAACCUUAUAUACUUUGAUAAUAGAUUUACUUUGAACUUAUUCAUAAUAUACUGUAGAUAUCACAUAUUUCUGUGUUCAUCAGACAGUUAAUUCAAUACAUUCUCUAACAGUGCGUCAACACGUUACUCCUGUUUCCUCUUUAAAUUAUGCGCCCAUGAGGAGUCUGAGAGGCUGUUGCCCGAGGCCCGGCCGUUCAGUGUCCGGACCCCAGACGGUGGUCCUUCCCCACCGGGAUUUGCAUCGGCCGCACCGAAGUUCAGUGCACACCCCUGUAGCCGGCUAGUCAGCAUGCUGGGAGACCGAGCGGCGUCCUUCCCCUUCCAGCAGCACCUAAUGUCUGUCUCGGUGUGUGUCCACUCUGUCCAUCCACCUCACAGGAGCAGACGUGCGGAGCGCAAUGAAGGGUCCAGGAUAAAGGCCGGGAGUUAGGGGAUGGCCGUCCCCGGUGAUUCCAUUGACGGUGAGCGACAUAUCGAGGGGGCCUUAUCGCCUCUUUAAGUCGCAGCAAGUGCCAGCCGUCGAUUGCAGCGUGAGCUCCCGAAUCCCACGCCUGCUCUGACGCCGGGCUGCGAUUUCGAGAUUUCGAUCCGGUUGCGCUUUUGCUCCCCGCACCUCCCUGAGCCGCGCCGGCCUCCGUGCCCAUCCCCCCUCACCACCCCCAUCGCCCGCCCAGCUCGAUCCGUACGGCCAUGGCGGACUCCUCGCUGGACGACAUCAUCCGGAGGCGCGGGCUGCGCGUUAAAGGCAGACCGCUAUCGAGUCCCAGGCCUAUCAUUGGUGGUGUUAAGUCACGGAUUGGAGAUCAGUUUGUAAACUUAAGCACAAGCUGGCCAGCCAGCAGCUUUCAGAGGACUUUUGAUGCACGGCAGAAGAUUGGCAUCACUGACGCUCGGCAGCGGUUAACCAUGAGAGACGCUCGCGAUCGCUUGGGACAGAAGGACAUGCGCUCAAAAAUAACAGGGGGCACCCCAAAGGUUCUCGAUGCCCGUGAAAUGAUCAAUUCAAGGAAAAACCAGGAUGCGAGUGAAAAGGGGCUGGCAGUGAAGAAGAUUUUGGAUGCUCGGGAGCGGCUGAGUGCCAGGAGAAGUGCUCCAGCUGCGGCCACUGUUCCAGCCACAGGAACCAUCAACACAGGAGGAAGGAUAACCAAAACAAUCCAAGUACCACAGAAAAAGUCUUCUGCUCCUGUAUUGUCACAUCCCUUGGGAAUGCAGAUUAAUGUGGUGAAUGACCAAAGCCCUGGCCAGGUUAUUGAUGAAGAGGAUAUUGAAGAGGAGGAGGAAGACCAUAUUCUACGUUCAAUCCCCAUGGCAAACAAAACCAUGAAAGUCACCACUACAGUGGCAAACAACUUCACUCAAAAAAGGCCUGGUUUGACUGCCUCGAAGCUGUCUCUUGGAAAGUCUGUUCCGUUGACCAAAGUGGUCCAGAACGACUCGUACACUGCUCCUCCACAACCUCCUCUCACCCUCACUCGCUCGGGACCUUCGACAAAUGUGUCAAGAGCACCAGCCCUCGCGGCAGAGCCGGAACCAGCUGAAGAUGUGAAGCCUCCAGAGCUAAAUCUGAGCCCAUUGGAAGGAACGAAAAUGACUGUGAAUAAUCUCCAUCCACGUGUGACUGAGGAGGAUAUAGUGGAGUUGUUCUGUGUUUGUGGUGCUCUAAAGCGUGCCCGCCUCGUACACCCAGGAGUUGCAGAAGUCGUCUUCGUCAGAAAGGACGAUGCCAUCACGGCUUACAAGAAAUACAACAACAGAUGUUUAGAUGGUCAGCCAAUGAAAUGCAACCUUCAUGUGAAUGGAAACGUCAUCACUUCAGAGCAGCCAAUCUUGUUGAGACUGAGCGACAGUCCAGUGGUGAAGAAGCCCGAGCUCCCCAGGGUCAAGCCCCGUCCAUCCAACCAGCCUCCGGCAGAGGUUGACCCAGAGAUCAUCCUGAAAGCGCUCUUCAAAUCCUCAGGACCUUCGACAUCGGCCCAUCCCACCGCGUUCAAGAUCAAACUCUAACUUGCAUCAGUGAGACCACCUUCAGACUCGACCACAGCCCAAUUCCUCGGCCUUCGGCAUCUUAAUAGUUUCCUGACCUCCUUUAGGUCCCUUCCACCUGAUGCUGUCGGGGCAGGUGGUGUUCAGUGGGCAGUAGCUGAGGUCCCCUCUGCCCCUGUCCGUCAGCACGCUGUCUCUUGACCUGCUCGGCCAGGCCAGUGAACUUGCCUCAUUGGCCACCUGGUCUAAGUGCAUUCCGGUGCUGGUGAUACAGGUUGUUCCACAGACCGAUCUGGUCACGAUUGCUCAUUUCACUCCUCUCUCUGGCAGAAGGUGGCUUGAGUGACGGAGAUGAGGUGCUUUAACCUACUGCCCCAAGCCCAUUCUCUCAGGAGCUUCGCUUCUCCCCACAGGGAACAGAGCUGAACCACGUUCCCGUGCUCCGAGCAGCCCCUCACCUUGUUAUUCUCACACACCUUCCCCAAGGUUGACCAAGGAAAGGCAGCAGACUAGAUCAGUGUCCCUGGCAGGAAUAAACUGCAUUCCCCACUUGUUUUAUUGAUCACCAAUCCCUGUUUAUGGUGUGUGUGCUCCGGGUACUAAUAUAAUGAGACUGGCUUCUCACCGACUGCAUGUUCAUCAUGUCCUUUGCUUUCCGCAGUUUAAAUCACAAGCCCAGGCCUGGCAGGAGCUGGUUUGCACCCUCUGCCCGGCCCGCGAGGGCUGUGGUUCCAGGUGUUGCUGAGGGCAUUCACAAGCAGUGGAAUAGAGCCAGUUGGGGCAAAGACUCGGCUGUCACCGCUGCCUCUCCCACUCUCACUGCAUCUCUCCAUGCAGCUGCCAGCAGCUUUGCCGACUCAGAAUUACAUUUGAGAUUCUACAUGACCCACCCUGGAGAAUUUCUCCAGAUUAGUCGAGGUGUAUGUCUCCUGUGUUUGUUUGGGCUGCUGUCUCCCUGCACCAUGAGGAACCUGGACUGCUACAGAGGUGAACUGCCAGGUACACUGAUACCUGGCACUCAAACAACAGGCCUCAGCAGGAGAGCUGGCUUGCCCAGAACCUCCUGCAUUUAAUAAAUGUGGUUAAAGUAUUUGAUCAUCUCAGUUAAUAAGUUCUUCGGCCUCUCGUUCAAGAAGUGGAAGAAUUUCACAGCCUAAUGAGUGACCUUGUGAGCGAUAAAGGAUCUAGAUCAGAAAUAUUUUGCAGAUACAAGGUCACAUUGUGUUUAAAAGGAAAAUGUGUUCAGUUGCUUGUGGUUUGCAGACAGAUGUCACUGAUGGGUUGUCCAUCUAGGGCAGGGGUUCUCUACCUUUUUUAUGCCAUGAACCAAAGCCAUUAAGCAAGCAAUCCAUGGACAUCAGGUUGCGAACCCCUGGUCUAGAGUGAAUCAGCCCAUGUCUGCAAGGAUGAGUAGAUCGUGUUAAAGAAUUAUAACAAAGUGAGUAAGUCCUCCCCUAUUUGAUUAGAAUAAUUCUAUCAUUCUGUCUUUUUAAAAUAUUCUUGAAGUUUUUGCCCCUUUCUCUUUGCUGUGGGGAGUUUUACUCCCAGGGACUGGCAACAGGAGCAGAGGGACGUGGACCUCUAGCUCUGUGCAUUUGGCAGGUUCCUCAAUUUCCAGACCUUUCCUAGAUCGUUUCUGUAGAGUAAAUUCCUGUUUGUGUUGUUUUUAGCUGUAAGUCGACGUGACUGGGUGAUCAUUUAGGGAUUAUAUAGAGGAGGAGGGUGUAAUUUUUAUUUACGGUUGAAGUGUGUGAGCGUCAGUGAACCUCAGUGUGAUUUUGUGUGCCAGUGCAAGGGACGCAGCUGGGCUUUGAGGCAAUGCUGCUGAACAGGUUGGUGCCGAGCAUCACUCAGUUUGUGUGGAAAGAGCAUGGGAUCUAUUGUGAUAAUAACCUGAAUACUGACUGAACCAUAGUCAGAAUGAGAUGCAGGCCCCUACUUGUGUUGGUUGAUUCAUUGUUGAGGAAGAAUCAAUGGGAAGACUCAAAUUCUAAAUGCUUCUGAUGUAUUGCUGACUGGUUAAAAUGUGCCUAUUAUCUGCACAUUCACUGUGAUCAGAAAGGGGAAGAUAAGGGGGAUGUGUGGAAGAGAGCUUUUUUUCCUAAUAAAUCAGUGGUAACUGUAUGGUUCCCUUUGGGAAUGGAUUAGGCCAAAAGAACAGACCUGUAACCCUGUCCCAACAACUACACAUUGUUUUUGCUCCAGCUGUAGCCAGGGUCUGCCCCCCCACCCCUCACUCUGUUUUUCUGGGCGGUUCUGGCUGCCUGCUGUGUUAUCCGUGCUGGAGAGCAGCUGCUCAGAGACUAAUGGAGCUUAGAUUGGUGCUGAGAAGUCCUCUUUUCCAGUACCAAGACGGGCCACGGUCUCACUCAAACCAUAAAAGGAGAUACGUCAUCCACUGAAGUCCAACCACUCGCCAUGUGUGGAGUCAGCCUUGGCACAGGGAUAUCUUGAUGUGCUGGAUGAUUAAUGUGAAUGUUUUGCAGCCAUGGUGUCCUAUCCACCUAGACCAUCUUGUUGCACCCCCGAUAGUUUUCCAAUAAAACCUGGAGCUGCCUACCAACCGUAACCAUGGAUAUGUUCCACUUGGGGCGGGUGAAGUUGGUUGAAAUGUACUUUUGAUUUUUUUUUAAGAAGUAAAGCCUCCAGGAACACUUGGUUUAGCUGGAGAUGUGCAUUAAACCCACAGAUUUUGUUGUCAGUGCCCAGUCGGGUUGAGCUGUGCCUCACCUUUCUAAGUGUGCUCCUGUCCUCUGCUCUACGUGAGGUGCAUGUAUGUGGAUUACCUGAGACUCACAGUCUGCUCACAGGUGCUCCAGAUGCUGUGGUGCUGAACUUGUGUGUCGACUCAGGAAAGGUACUGUAACUCGAGAUCGGGUCAAGGGAUAUAAUUUGGGCUUGGUUAUGGUCUGAGGCGGGCUCCCAUGUUCUGGAUGCAGAAUAAAGGCAGCUGCGGGUGAACACAGGCAGAUCCGCACCCCUUGUAACACCAGGGACGGUGCUGUCACCAUUUUGACAUGCGCACAAUCUCGUGUCGUUAUUGCCUGGACAGUGGCCUUUGUAAGCAGGUUUGGCGUUUGACCAUUUUAAACUGUGCUUUGUGCACCUGUCAAAGACCAUGUCUGAUACAGACCAGCACUGGGCGUCAGACAGGUUGUGUAAAUACGUUUACCUUAAACAGUGUGUUCUGUUCCUCAUUUACAAUACAACUAAAUAGAUAUUGUACAGAAAAUACUUGUCCGUUGUCUUUCUUUCAUACAGCAUUAAACGUUAAAGGUACACAACGUAUUGUUUGUAAAG